CUUAAACUAUGAAUUCUGUAUCAGAAUCAUUCAAAAACAAUCCUCUCCAUUUCAAACAUAUCAUUCCACUUGAUUUCAACACUACCCUUACAUUACCCGACUCCCACACAUGGCCCCUAUCCCUGGAGCCCAUCGACUCAUUAACCCAUGUCCAGCAUGAAGCUUUGCCGGUCAUUGACUUAACCAACCCGCAGGCCAUCACACUUAUUCGACAAGCAUGUGAGAAAUGGGGUGUGUUUCAGGUCACUAACCAUGACAUUCCCGUCAAACUCCUUAAUGAAAUCGAGUUUCAAACUAAGCGAUUAUUUGCACUGCCGCUAAAUCAAAAACUUCUGGCUGUCCGAUCACCAGAGGGAUGCACCGGUUAUGGCUUGCCUCGCAUGUCCACCUUCUUCUCUAAGUUCAUUUGGUCUGAAGGCUUCACCGUUAUGGGGUCUCCAGUGGAUCAUGCUUGCCAACUUUGGCCGCACGACAACGCCAAUUUCUGCAAUGUGCUGGUAGAGUACCAAAAGGAACUCGACACACUAACUGAGAAGAUACUCGUACUGAUGUUUAAGUCAUUGGGCUUAACCCAAGAGGACGUUAAAUGGUUCAAGCCCAAUAAUGAAAGCAAACCUCCACAGGCUGUGCUCCAACUGAAUUCAUACCCAGUUUGUCCGGACCCCAGUAGGGCCAUGGGCUUAGCUCCACAUACCGAUUCAUCUCUACUUACUUUGAUAUACCAAAACAACACCAGCGGCCUCCAAGUUUACAGAGACAACCUUGGAUGGGUGCCGGUGAAACCAAUCACUGCUGCAGUUGUAGUCAUGGUUGGCGACUUGAUGCACAUAGCCUGCAAUGGUCUGUUCAAAUGUGCAUUACAUCGUGCACUUGUCAACAAGACUCAUACACGCAUAUCAAUUGCUCACUUUUAUGGGCCACCAAGAGACGUCAAGAUUUCACCAUGUUUGAAGUUGGUUGAUCCUGAUCACCCUAUUCUCUAUCGCCCCGUCACAUGGAAAGAGUAUCUUGAUGCCAAGGCAAUACAUUUCAAUAACGCACUUGAGUUGAUUCGAGACAAAAAUAAUUCUGGAUGUACACAUCUUUAA
Messenger RNA from Pistacia vera, 1088 nucleotides. RefSeq names its product gibberellin 3-beta-dioxygenase 3. The transcript is spliced from 2 exons. Bases 9 to 1088 code for a protein of 359 amino acids. The record is from RefSeq and is a predicted model, not a curated record. NCBI's taxonomy places the organism in Eukaryota, Viridiplantae, Streptophyta, Magnoliopsida, Sapindales, Anacardiaceae. Gene Ontology annotation, biological process: gibberellin biosynthetic process; response to light stimulus. Gene Ontology annotation, molecular function: gibberellin 3-beta-dioxygenase activity.